UUUCGUGGGCCCCAUUCAAUUUAAAUAUCACCUGUCAGGAACUCACCGCCACGUGUCGGUAAUCUCCCCGCUCACUCAGUACAAUUUCUCCACAGUCGCAGUCUUUAUACCCGUUUUCCGCGGUACCCAUUCCCAAAGGAAAAGGUCUUUCGUUUUUGUUCAGGGUUGGGUCAUAUGGGAUACGGGAUCGUGUAAAUGGAAAGCCCUUUUUUUUUCUUUUUUCUUUUACUCUUUUUGGCAUGCAUUAAAAUAGGGGAAACCUGUUUCUAGUCCUUCUUCAAUUGGGGGGUAAUUUAUUGGAAUUCUUGUUAUAUUUCUGUAUGUGUGAAUGAUAAGAGCCUUAAGAUUUUUAGGAAAUUGGGUUUGUAACUGAUGCUUGUGUGUGUGGCUUGGUGGGGGAUUGCUCUAUUCCCAUCUCUCUCUCUCUCUCUCUCUCUCUCUCUCUCUCUCUCUGUGUGUGUCUCUCUGUGUCUCGUUCCUUCAUUUACCCAGGUUUUGUUGGCGGAUAAAACGGUGACCCUCCUGGGAAUCCUCGACUCAGAGAAGAAAGCUUCUGGCAAUAGAGAUUUGCAGAGGGAAAAAGAAUUCUUUUUUUUUUUUAAUCUUGUGUUGCUAUUAUUUGUUUUUGGUUUCCGGGUUAAAGUGUCUUCCUUCCAAUACUUGUGUUUCCACUGGGUUUAACUUAAAACCCUCUGAUUUCGAGGUUUUCUUUCUGGAUCUUUUCAGAUCUACUUUUUCUGGCCCUAUCCCAGCGGGAGGCUGUUGAGCAAAGAAGAUCUCUCUGUCUCUCUCUCUCUCUCUCUCUCUCUCUCUCUCACUGUAUGGGAGACGAAACAGAGUUCCGACACUGGGACGAGUUAAUCCCAGAUGCCCUUGGCUUAAUCUUUGGGCACUUGCCCCUUGAAGAGGUUCUCACUGUUGUCCCAAGGGUUUGCAAAGCAUGGAACCGAGCAGUGACAGGACCUUAUUGCUGGCAAGAGAUUGACAUUGAGCUCUGGAGUAAUCGCUGCCACGAGCCCCAUCUCCUCGAUCGAAUGCUUCAAAUGUUGAUCACUCGGAGCUCUGGUUCUUUCCGCAAGCUCGCAGUCACUGGCCUCCAAAACGACUCCAUCUUCUCCUUCAUUGCACAGCAUGCUUGUUCACUUAAAAUCUUGAGGGUACCAAGAAGUGAUCUGAGCGAUUUGAUCGUGGAAGAGGUAGCCGAAAAGCUUUCAGCUCUCACUUUCUUGGACUUGAGUUACUGCUGCAAACUAGGUUCCCGGGCGAUAGAAGCCAUUGGAAAACACUGUAAAUCUCUUGUAGAGUUCUGCAGAAACAUGCACCCGUUAGACGUCCUAGCAAGUGUCAGCUCUCACGAUGAUGAAGCUUAUGCAAUUGCCAGCUCGAUGCCAAAGCUCAGGCGCCUAGAAAUCGCAUACCUCCGAGUCAGCACGGAAGGAGUACUCAAGAUUCUGUCCAGCUGCCCUUGCCUCGAGUUCUUGGAACUAAGAGGCUGUUGGGACGUGCAACUUGACAGCAAGUUCUUCGAGGAAAAGUUUCCAGAUCUGAAGGUGUUUGGUCCCAGCGUGAUGGGGUUUUAUGAGAUUAUGAAAGAUAUGGAGGUCUGCUCGGAUUCAGACGAGUCUGAAUACUUGGCUUGGGAGUUUCUUGACGGCGAAAUGGGUGAGUUUUACGAAGACGAGUUUGAUUUCGGAUGGGAUGACGGGUUUUACGCGGGAUUAAACACGGACUUCGAGCCCGACCUCUGGCCGCAAUCUCCAUGACCAGAUUCAUGGGAAUUCCUAAUGUGUUCAAAGUUGAAGGGGGCCUGCCUGAUGUCAUAUAUAUAUAUAUAUAUAUAUAGAGAGAGAGAGAGAGAGAGAGAGAUGUUUUAAACUUGGCUGCCAUUGUUGGUGCUGUUUGCGUCUUCCCAUUGAUUUGAAAUGACGCCUCAUGUCUUGGAUUCCUUUCUUUAUUUAGAUUCCAAUUCAGUUGUCUUCA
Messenger RNA from Tarenaya hassleriana, 1980 nucleotides. Its product is annotated as F-box protein FBW2-like. The transcript is spliced from 4 exons. Lineage: Eukaryota; Viridiplantae; Streptophyta; Magnoliopsida; Brassicales; Cleomaceae. The record is from RefSeq and is a predicted model, not a curated record. Gene Ontology annotation, molecular function: protein binding. The coding region runs from base 822 to 1763 and encodes 313 amino acids.